CAGCAUUUUCAGUGGGAAAACAAGGCAUUCCUAACCGUUUUCCCCUUCCUUCUUCUUUUCCUCAUGAACCAUCUCGACCUUUCCCACAACCGAUCUUGAUGCUCCCAGUCUUACGUUACAUAGUCUCAGCUUCUGGAGAACUGUUUGCCAGGAUAUUCUGAACAUCUUGCACUCUGACAGUCACACUAAAGCUCUGAACCAAACCCACAUUCACCACAUCUGAGGAUUGACUGGAACCAACUCUGGUUACCAGAGUGUUUCACAUCUUGACAACUUCAGCACAAAUCUAAGCUCGAUCUACAACACCAGCACCCAUGUCUGCGGAACAACACCAGCGUAUGAGACGCAGCUCCCGCGAUACACCGUAUCAAGCAACAAUUGCCACCACCAAAAACGAAGAGAUCGAACGUCUCGCUGCAUCACUCCAAACGGCUGCCAAGGGUGCCCCUGGCUCUUCGCCUUCACCACGCUCUCACCGCCGACGUGGGUCCGACAGCUCUCACAGCUCGAAUCGAUCCCGUCGUAGUCGCAGAGGCCGCAAUGCCUUUGAAACAUCAAGCGCACGUGGCAAUGAGAGAAACAACAAGCAUCGCUCGAGUGGACGAAAUAUUAACAUCAACACCAACACCACUACGAAUACGAACAAGAGCAACAACAGUACGGCUGCGGGCCUGAAAGCCUGGCAGCGCUCAGCCGAAUCAGCAGGUGGCCGACAGAACAUCAAAUCAGACAAGCGCGUCUACUCGCCAUCAGCUUCUCCUGUCCGCGAUGGUAGAGUCGAGAAACCUGCCCAUUCCAGCCGCGGUGCGCGUGCCAACAACUACAACAACAUCCGUCAGAACAACCAAUACACCCACAACCUUGACCGAGCUCAAAGCUACAAAGAAGCAACACGAGUCCGCAGCACCCGCAUCACACCAACACACAUCCUCUUCUGGGGCGGCCCGCUAUCGAAUUGGAACGUCGGCGUCCCGUUCAGUGGUGGGCGCGCAAUCGACCUGCUCAUCCCGCAGCUCGAUGAUGCCAAGAUCGCACACCCGAGCCGCAGCGCGCUGAGCACGCAGUUGAUGAGUCGGCAUGACUUUGUGUGCGGCGAGCAGUUCAUGAUGGCGUGUAAGGGAUGGUUGUUUGAACGCAUGAUCCAAGGUUCCGAAUUCGAUACCUCCGAUUUGGAAGCGAGUGUGGUUGAUCAGUUUUGCAAUGACAUUCUCGAGUACGGCGGGUGGGGACAGAAACCGAGGGAUGGAGAGAAAGAUGGACAGAAGAAAUUCAAAGUCAAGGUCACGACCAAGGACAAGGAGAAGGAUCUGGAUCAGGAUGGGAACGACAAGGAUGUGGAUGUGGAUGUGGAAGUCGAGAUCGACAUUGACUACGAGGGAAUGAGUGCGGGCACAAUCGCCUCCUGCAUCCUUUCGCCGAACCCGAGAGAUCAAAAGGCCAUCGGUCGCCGAACGAGAGGAUUCAACGACGCCAUCUGGACACGCGCGAGUCUACACGUGGUCGUUGCAGCGAGUAUCGCGCGUGCCGAGGCCGAUCCGGAACUCAGGGAGGUGUAUCACAAGCUAGGGCAGGGUAGGACGUUUGUCGAAGGCUCGCCCAUGGACAAGAUUUGGGGGGUCGGUCUGCGCUGGGAUGAUCCGCGCGCUGACGAUGAGAAGAAUUGGCGCGGUGGGAACAGGCUUGGACGGUGUCAUGAUAUGGCGGCCGAGUGGAUGAGGCUGGAGAAGCAGUGAACGUGACUGUGGAACCUGGAUAUGGGAUAUCUACACUCACUACCAUGGCAAUUGGAAUGACAUUUUGAAAGUGGGAAGGGCAGGGGAAGCUAGGAUGCAAGGAUGGCCACUGGAGUCAAGGUCAUUAUGGAUAGGCGAGGUCGGAAACGGGAUUGGGCAGGAGUCCUCAAGGCAAGAUAUGGUGCUAUGAAUGGUAUGAUCUGGACAUUCUUCGAGACCGACAAAAGACUUGGGAUGUUGACGUUAAGCAUUGGGAGCCCGGCGAGGUCAAGGUUUCAACAUGCUAUUGUGGUGCCUUCGGGGGAUGUCGUGAAAGAUCCGCCUAUCGGUAUUGGAUGACUCCUGGAAUCAACUUGGGACAUUUCAUUGUACUAUAUGUGCAUCAAACAGGG
Messenger RNA from Exophiala xenobiotica, 2125 nucleotides. RefSeq lists its product as uncharacterized. The record is from RefSeq and is a predicted model, not a curated record. The coding region runs from base 315 to 1733 and encodes 472 amino acids. The transcript has a single exon. Lineage: Eukaryota; Fungi; Ascomycota; Eurotiomycetes; Chaetothyriales; Herpotrichiellaceae.